AUGAAACCGUCGCUACUAAAAUUUAUAGGAAUGAAUUAUAGCUUUUUACGCGAAAAUAAUAUUAAACCAAUAGACAAUGAUUUUAUAUUUCUUUUUGAUAUCGAUGAUACAUUAUAUAAAGCUUCUGAAAAUAUGAAAAAAGCAGAGCUAGAAGCUUUUGAAUUGGCUUACAAUACUUUUAAACAUAAAAAUAAAAAUGCCCCCAAUUUUGCUCGCUUUUACGCGGAAUCACAUAUCUGUGUCGAGCGUUUUCACUUUUACUUUAACAUAUCGCCGAUAGAAGCUGAACAGGCUAGAAAAUUUGAUUUUAAAAAGUUUAUAAAAAAAGACAAAAAUUUAAAAAACUGUCUUGACAAGAUUCCGUACAGAAAAUGGUGCUUUACAAAUGGUACUAGGGCUAGAGCCGAGACCAUUUUGGCAGAACUCGGUCUAUUAAAUUCUUUUGAAGGAGUAAUCUGUUUAGAUGGUGAAUUAUCUGAUGAAAGUUGCUUGGGUAAACCUUAUGAUAAUGCUUACAAAUUUGUAGAAGAAUUGUUAAAAAUAAAUGAUCCUAAAAAAGUAUAUUUUUAUGAUGAUUCGAGUAAUAAUAUUGCAGCAGGUCUAAAAAGAGGAUGGAAUUCAACAUUAAUAGGUCAAGAUGAUAAUCUCGUUCUAAUACUUGAAAAUGAUUUAGAAAAUAUAUUAAACGACAUUGAUCGCUAA
Molecule: messenger RNA, 702 nt
Organism: Vairimorpha ceranae
Lineage: Eukaryota; Fungi; Microsporidia; Nosematidae
Product: pyrimidine 5 -nucleotidase
Exons: 1
Coding region: 1-702 (233 amino acids)
Biological process (GO): pyrimidine nucleobase metabolic process; nucleotide catabolic process
Molecular function (GO): nucleotidase activity
Source: RefSeq, a predicted model, not a curated record